AUGUCAAAUACAAAAGAUGAAGAACUAACAGCAGAUGAAAUUGCUCUUUAUGAUAGACAAAUCAGAUUAUGGGGAAUGGCAACUCAAUUAAGAUUAAGAUCAACAAAAAUAUUAGUAAUAAAUUUAGGAGCAAUUGGAUCAGAAGCUGUAAAAAAUUUAGUUCUUGGUGGUAUUAAUUCAAUAGAAAUUUUAGAUCCAUCAUAUGUUAAAAUUGAAGAUUUUACUGCACAAUUUUUUUUACCUAACGAUGAAUCUAUUGUUGGUCAAUUGAAAUUACCAUUAGUAUUUGAUAAAAUUAGGGAAUUAAACCCAGCAGUGAAUUUAUCUAUCAAUACCAAUUCAAUAAAUGAAUUGAGUAAAGAUUAUUCAUAUUUGAAAAAAUUUGAUUUAAUAAUUGGAACAGAAUUGACAAAAUCUCAAAUAUUUGCAUUAAAUCAAAGUACAAGAGAAUUAAAUAUUCCUUUAUAUAUAAGUGGGAUGCAUGGAAUGUUUGGAUAUAUUCUUGUUGAUUUAAUUAAACAUGUAUCAGUUAAUGAAAUGAAUGAAAGUUCAAUACCUCGUAAAGCUGGUACUGAAUUAUCUAGAAAUAAAACAAUCAUAAAAGUUGAUUCAAAUAAAGAAACCAAAAUUGAUUUGGUUACUAUUGAGGAUAUAUAUUCUACGUUGAAAGAGAUCUUUAAUUCAAAAGUAUUACCUACAACAUUAAAAAGAAGAGAAUUGAAAAAAUUAGAUGCAUUAACUAUAAUAUUUGCGUUGUUUGAUAUAGAAAGAUUGGAUGAUUCACCAGAAUCAAUACUAGAUUCCGAAUUACUUUGGGAAAAACUUAUUCAAACUUAUGAAAAUUUAGGAUUAGAUUCAUCAAAUAUUUCCAAAGAUUAUUUUGAAGAAAUUAAGAGACAAGCAUUUGCUGAAUUUUCACCAACUGCAGCUAUUUUAGGUGGAACAUUAGCUCAAGAUGUUAUACAAUACCUAAGUAAAAACCAUUCACCUAUAAAUAAUGUAUUAAUAUUGGAUGCUAAGGAAAAAGCUAUGCCUAUAUAUUCAAUGUAA
Messenger RNA from Lodderomyces pseudojiufengensis, 1050 nucleotides. RefSeq names its product E1 ubiquitin-activating protein. Gene Ontology annotation, biological process: protein sumoylation. Bases 1 to 1050 code for a protein of 349 amino acids. The record is from RefSeq and is a predicted model, not a curated record. Gene Ontology annotation, cellular component: cytoplasm; SUMO activating enzyme complex. The transcript is spliced from 2 exons. Gene Ontology annotation, molecular function: SUMO activating enzyme activity. Lineage: Eukaryota; Fungi; Ascomycota; Pichiomycetes; Serinales; Debaryomycetaceae.